This is a messenger RNA of Nymphaea colorata (pocket water lily), 3514 nucleotides long. RefSeq lists its product as uncharacterized. The transcript has 12 exons. The record is from RefSeq and is a predicted model, not a curated record. Gene Ontology annotation, cellular component: condensed chromosome; condensin complex. Bases 30 to 3233 code for a protein of 1067 amino acids. Gene Ontology annotation, biological process: mitotic chromosome condensation. NCBI's taxonomy places the organism in Eukaryota, Viridiplantae, Streptophyta, Magnoliopsida, Nymphaeales, Nymphaeaceae.
CACAGUUCAAACGGUGAAGAGGCGCGAAAAUGUUCUUCCCCCCAAAAGGGGAAGGUGGAGGGAGAAGAGAUAACGAGCACAAAGAGUUCUUGCAGACGAGGAAGGGGAUAAUGGCGAAGAGCGCGAGAGGGGAGGAGGCGGAGGCGGAGGCGGAGAAGGAGGAGGGUAGGAGUGGGAGGACUCAGCUCCUCGAAAGGAUUGGUCGGAUCCUCAAUGAGUGCCAGCACUCUUUCGCCGCCCACGGCCGGAAGCUCAAGGAGAUGGGCUGUCUCCGAUCCUCCUCCCACCCUGAUCUCGACUUCACCCACUGCUGGACCACCAUGCUCUCUCCCCUUUUCGCCACAGUCAAGAGGGCCCCCUCCACCGAGCGCCUCGUCCGCUUUGUCGCCCUCUUUGCUGUUUCCGAGGCCGCCCGCCCUGGCGACGCCUUCCUGGAGGACUUCUUGCGCUUUCUCCUCGCUUCCUCCGCUGCUUCCAACAAGGCUGUUCGGUUCAGAUCAUGCCAGAUCGUUUCCGAGAUCAUGAUGCAGCUUCCAGAUGAUGCUGAAGUGAGUGACGAAUUGUGGGAUGAACUGGUUGAGUGUAUGAAGGGGAGAAUACAAGAUAAGAUUCCUCUAGUUAGGGCUUUUGCUGUACGUGCUCUUGCUCGUUUCGCCGUCGAUGCGGAGAAUGGGGACGUUGUUGAGCUGUUCAGGAAAUCUCUGUCUUCUGAAUCGAAUGCCGAAGUUCGGAAAAUGCUAGUACUUUCCAUGCCUCCUUCAAAUUUCACAUCUUUGGACAUCAUAGAGAGAACACUUGAUCCAAAUGAAUCGGUGAGGAAAGCUGCAUACUAUGUUUUGGCUAAUAAAUUUCCAAUCCAGACUUUGAGCAUCAAGCAACGGACUGUUAUUCUUCAAAGAGGGCUUGUAGAUAGGUCCCCAGCUGUAAAGAAGGAGUGCACAAAGCUAAUGAAAGAUGCGUGGCUAAUGAAGUGUUGUAACGGUGAUCCUAUUUCCUUGCUAAAGUUUCUUGAUGUGGAGACGUACGAAUUGGUUGGAGAAGCAGUAAUAGAUGAGCUUCUAAGAUCAGGAAUGGCGCAUGUUCAAGAAGAUCAAAGCAUUAGGAAUUUCUUGGUUCCAGCAUUUGAGGAAAAUGGAGGGCAAAAAGGUUCAAGCAUACAGGUUAUGGAACCAGAAGUCGCCUUAUAUUGGAGAAAAUUGUGCAGGAAUUUGCAAAUGGAGGCACAAACAAGAGGACGUGAUGCUGCUGCAACAACAGGUACUGAAGCAGUUGUAUAUGCAGCAGAAGCUUCAGACAGGAAUGAGCUUUUGGAAAGGAUUCUUCCUGCAACUGUUUCCGACUUUGUUAAGCUAAUCAAAUCACAUGUAGAUGCAGGAGUGACAUAUCGGUUUUCAACCAGGCAACUGCUGUUACUUGGGGUCAUGCUAGACUUUUCUGAUACUACAAACCGGAGAGUUGCUGCCGAAUUUGUGCAGGAGCUGUUGCAUGCACCACUUGAGCAUGAAAUUGAUGAAGAAGAUGGAAACAAGGUUGUCCUUGGUGACGGCAUAAAUCUUGGUGGUGAUAGAGAUUGGGCUAAAGCAGUAGCGGAGCUAGCAAAAUGUGUGCACGCUUCACCAGGAGAAUUUGAGGAGGUUGUCACCAGUGUUAUUGAAGAGCUGGCUCGUCCUUGUCGGCAAAGGGAUGCUGAUUUCAUGCAGUGGAUGCAUUGCCUUGCUGUGACUGGCUUGCUACUGGAAAAUGCAAGAUCCCUUCUUUGCCUGCAAGGGAAAGCCAUAAAUCCUUCAGAAUUGCUGCAGACACUGAUUCUUCCAGCAGCAAAGCACAUCCACGUGGAUGUUCAAAGAGCUGCAGUUAGAAAUCUUGGCCUUUUUGGCUUAUUAGAGAGAAGGCCAAGAGAGGAUGUCCUGAAGCAACUGAGGCUUUCAUUUGUUAGUGGCCCCUCUUCCGUUUCCAUUGUGGCUGCUAAGGCAUUAUUUGAUUUAGCAAUGUGGCAUGGUCCUGAGGAGGUUGAUAAAGCAGUUGGGCUUAAUUCCUCAGAGCAAAUUGGCACUGAAAAUCAGAACAAUGAAAGCUCCAGCGAUGAUGGCAGCCCAAAGAGUGGAAUUCUCGAACUUUUGUACUCUGGGCUUGAGAGAAACGACUGGGAUGAGUGUACAGAAAUUGAUGGACUGGAAACAGUUGGAGGUGUUCUGGCUGAAGGAUUUGCAAAAAUGCUUUUGCAGAGUAAAGGUUAUCCAAGCCUUUCAGCUUCAAUGCAUCCCUUAAUACUGGAGAAACUCAUUACAUUGUACUUUAGUGAAGAAACCAAGCUGCCUCGGUUAAGACAGUGUUUAUCAGUGUUCUUUGAGCAAUUUCCUGCACUUUCUGCCAACCACAAGAAGAGCAUUUCAAAAGCAUUUGUCCCAGUUAUGCGCUCCAGUUGGCCUGGGAUGUUCGGGAAUCCUGGUGGGGCGCCAACAGUGGUUUCUAAUCUGAGGAGGCGUGCAACUCAAGUGUCACUCUUCAUGCUGCAAAUGAUGCAGACUUCUCUGUACAAAUUCCCCGGAGAAAAUGGGGAAGAGAGUAGCAAUGACAAAUCAGGAGGAAACCGAAGUGGCAUGGAUCUGGAUCAUCUUGAUAUAGAUAGCAGAGAGGAAGGGCUUGCUAUUCGCCUUGCUGUUGAGGUGCUGAAGUGUCAUGUGAAGAGGACUGCCGCAGGAAAAUCUUACAUAUUGGCAUUAUGUAGAGUAGUUGUUUCAUUAAGAUUCUGCCCUUCACAGCAAGAUGCUCUUAAACUCAUGCGGAUGCUGCUGAAUCAAAUGGUUGGAUAUAUAACAUCUGACAACCAAGUUCUGAAGGAUUUGAAGUCAAUGGCGACUCACCUUAAAACUCAAGAUGAAGAUCCAGAUCGCUUACUUUCAAGUGAACAGAUCAAGAUUCUGCUUGGCAAGCUGGAGCUUGAUGACUUUGAUGUAGAAGCGCUAGCAAAAUCUGAUGUUACUACUCCUGCAGCAAGAACAAGAACAGUGAAAAAGAAGCACACUAAAAUUGACACUUCAUCAACAGAUGAGGAUAUACCGUUACCAGCAAACGUGGCGUCAAGGACACCUGCUCUAGUUACUACUCGCUCUCAGCGGACUAGUAAAACAGAAGCAAUGGCAAGGAUCACGGGUAAAGUGUUGGGGAUGUCAACAAGCGAAGAAGAGUCUGAAGUAACAUCAAGUGAAUCAUCUUCUUCUGAUGAGAGCUGAAGAUACAUCUCUUAAAACGUUCACAUGAGCACCACCCUGCAUUUCUGGAACGACGACAAAAGAUUAACUAAACCUGGACCUAGUAGCCGAUUGGCUAUUAUAUGGAUUGUCAAUGUCAUCAUCAUCUGUACGAUUUGUAUACCUUAUGCAAAUCUUCAUCCCGCUAAUUUCCCGUGGAUUUCGCACAUCACUUUUGGCGGUUUUUGGAAUUGUGUAACAUAUCCGUUUAUAUGUGAUACAAGAAUGUUGUGAUGUUCUAUCGGAAAAGUACUUAUUUGUUA